Messenger RNA from Cutaneotrichosporon cavernicola, 810 nucleotides. RefSeq lists its product as uncharacterized. NCBI's taxonomy places the organism in Eukaryota, Fungi, Basidiomycota, Tremellomycetes, Trichosporonales, Trichosporonaceae. The record is from RefSeq and is a predicted model, not a curated record. The transcript is spliced from 6 exons. Gene Ontology annotation, cellular component: cytosol. Bases 1 to 810 code for a protein of 269 amino acids. Gene Ontology annotation, molecular function: oxidoreductase activity.
AUGCCAGAGCUCUUCAACACUACUCGCCUGCAGGGCAAGACUGCCAUCAUCACCGGCGCGUCUGGUGGCAUCGGAGCGUCCACCGCGAUCCUCUUUGCCCGCGCCGGCUGCAACCUAGUCCUCCUCGCUCGUCGGAAGGAAGCGCUCGAAGAAGUGGCUGCCCAGGCCAAGGCUGCUGCCCAAACAAUGGGUCAGAACCCGCAGAUCGUCGUCCGCACGCUCGACGUCAACGACCGUACGGCCGUCGACGCCCUUGUGCCCGCCCUCAAGGCCGACGGUGUCAAGUCGUUUGACAUCCUCGUCAACAAUGCCGGCGGGGCAGUGGGUACCGAGCGCGUUGGCGACAUCAAGAUGAACGACGUCGACUUUAUGGUCGACACUAACCUCGUCUCGCUUAUUCAGGUCACGCAGGCGUUCCUCCCCGAGAUGAAGAGGCAGGACUCGGGCCAUAUUCUCAACAUUGGCUCGCUGGCUGGUCGCGAGGCGUAUGUUGGCGGAGCGGUUUACUGCGCCACCAAACAUGCCGUCAAGGCCUUCACCCAGUCGCUGCUCAAGGAGCUUGUGGCUACGGGCAUCCGCGUGACAGAGGUCGCGCCGGGCUUUGUCGAGACCAACUUUUCCGUCAUUCGCUUCCGCGGUAACGAGGACGCCGCCAAGGCCGUGUACAAGGGCUUUGAUCCGCUCGUGGCCGAGGACAUUGCCGAGGAGAUUGUUUGGUGCGCCAUGCGCCCGCCGCACGUCCAGAUUGCCGAGCUCUUCGUCCUUCCCUCGGCGCAGGGUUCCGCCACCAUCCUCCACCGCAAGGAGUAA